AUGUGUAGAGAGUACUGUACUGACGCGCUCGUCCGUCGUGGCAGCAGCGGUUACCGCUCAGCGACGACUUCCUCUGGCUCACAGGUGCCCUUCGAACGUGCACAGCUGGCUUGUCACUGCUGCGCUCCUUCCGGUUCCAUCCGCUUCGCCAACACUCUCGCCCUUCUCACUGCCGCACGCCGCACAUGCAACAGCUCGCCCGGCAGCAUUUUUAUCGCCUGGCAAGACCUUUCGCCCAAACCUCUUCGCCCGCCCUUUCUCUCGCUUUGUCCGCGCUUGAGCUUCGCGAGGCAGCUCUUCAGGCUCGCUGCCUCUGUGUUCUGCUACGACCGUCGCUAG
Messenger RNA from Rhodotorula toruloides NP11, 339 nucleotides. RefSeq lists its product as uncharacterized. The record is from RefSeq and is a predicted model, not a curated record. NCBI's taxonomy places the organism in Eukaryota, Fungi, Basidiomycota, Microbotryomycetes, Sporidiobolales, Sporidiobolaceae. The transcript has 3 exons. The coding region runs from base 1 to 339 and encodes 112 amino acids.